AGCCAAUUCGACGUUCCAGUCUUCGAGACUCACCGCCCAACACCUCGGUGCUUCUACCUCCAGAGACAUACUACAUCUUCACCUCUCAGGAGCAAUGGACGCGUUCUUCGACAUCGCUACUCCCGUCCCCGCCGAGGCCGAGGAGAUCGAGCAGGCUCCCGUCAACUACGACACUGGGAGCGGCAGCGGCAGCGGUAGCUGCACGAUUGCAUGACUGGAUUUCUCACCUUUGUAAGCCCCUUGUCUGCGGUUGUCGAUGACGCUCUGCUGACAUUGUCGCGUGUAGCUGGGCGCACUUGCUCGCCCACACCUAUGAUCACGUUCACGACUCGCGCACCUUCGGUUUUCGCGCCCCACACACCCGUUUGCAAGCCUUCGUUCUCGAUUACCCUUAAGUUAUUCCAUUCGAAGUUUGGGAGCAGGAUGGGAAGAGUGGUGGAACUCAUCGGCUACCUUUUAUCCUUGUCCUGGGUUACCCCCAGUCGACGCCAUCAUGACGAGAGGAGAGUAGUGGACGCCAGUGUACUUGUAUUGCCUGGAUUAUCGCACAUUCGCUGAUUGCGAAGUUCUAUGCUUGUAUGCUUGA
Molecule: messenger RNA, 586 nt
Organism: Rhodofomes roseus
Lineage: Eukaryota; Fungi; Basidiomycota; Agaricomycetes; Polyporales; Fomitopsidaceae
Exons: 1
Coding region: 211-558 (115 amino acids)
Source: RefSeq, a predicted model, not a curated record